CUAAGUGUCCCGCUCCCUCUGUUCGAGGACAGCCCCCAUAGCAAGAUCAGAGGCGUCCGAAACAAUCCGAAGUUUUGCGCCAGUGUGGGGGUUAACCAACAUUGCGGCGUCCGCAAGGCUGUUUUUAAUUUUCUCAAAUGCUUCAAUGAGUUCAUUAAACCAUGUAAUCAUGCGCUUGUCGCUUUUGUAUGAGUUAACGAGCAGUGAGUUCAAAGGUGCUUGUGUACUCGCUGCGUGAGGAACAUUACGACGGUAGAAGUUAACCAUACCAAAGAAUCGACGUAAAUCGGAGAUGGUUUUUGGUCUGGAAAACUCGGAAAUUGAUUUGACUCUUUUGGGGGUGGGGCGGAUCUCCUUCCCGUUUACAAUAUACCCGAGAAAUUCUAGUUCGGGUACGCCUAGUACGAGAAAUUCUUUGAGCCUCUGAAAUAUUAUGCGUAAAUGCUUGAUGUGUUCAUCUAAGGAAGAAGACGCAACUAAGAUGUCGUCAAUAGGUUUGUUCUUUAUUGCUACACUGAGUUCAUACUGCACUGCACUGAACGGAACUAGUGCAAGCAGGACAUGUUAUUUGUGAGCAAGUAUAAAGAACGCGUCAGUGUAAUAAUCAACAUGGCGAUGAUCUUAAAUGAUUUAUUUGAUUCUUCUGAUCAUGAAGAAAAUAAUAUGUUGUUUCCAUUUCAACCUAUUAUGCGUAACGAUGACGAUGAUUUUUAUGAGUUACACAUGUUACAUCCAAUUUUCGGAUUAGUGCAAAGAAUUGAACAUGUGAAAAUAAACAAUUAUAUCGAACAUAUUGUUCAUAAUUAUAAUAACGUUGAUUUUAUCAUGCAUUUUCGUUUGUCAAGAAGAGCAGCAUAUCAAUUAAUAGACCAAUUUACAGUGUCGGAAAUAUUUACUUCUAUACAAGAACGUGUACAAAAUAAUAAAAUUAGCGCUGAAAAACAUAUUUUAUGUUAUUUAUGGUUUGUGGGUCAUCAAACAGGAUCUUAUCGAGAUAUAGCAGAUAGAUUCGGAAUAACAAUAAGUGCAUUACAUACAGUAAUAUCAAGAGUAACCGAUUUUAUUUUAGCUUUAGCGCCUAAUAUUAUUAAAUACCCAACUGAUCUCGAAAAAGAACAAACUUCAAACUUUUAUCUACAACAAAAACGAUUUCCUAAUAUAAUUGGUGAAUAUAUAAUAAUUAUUGAAAUUUUUUUAGGUGCUAUCGAUGGUUCUCAAAUAAGAAUAGACAAACCUCUUGAAGAUCCUGAUUCCUAUAUAAAUCGGAAACAAUAUUUUUCUAUUCAAGUGCAAGGGACAGUUAAUCAUGACAUGAAAGGAGGGGUGUCAAUAAGGCCGUUUUUUGGACCACGUCAGAAUCGCUCCAAACUGUGGUAUUUUCUUCCUACCAAUGUAGCUCACAACCUCCUAGAACCGUUUGCUGUCCGAGCAAUUAGAGUCUGAGAACGGGCAACUUGAAAUCUCAAAAAUCAAUGGAGUUUUUCACAUGGUGGUAGUGCCGGUCUCAUUUCAGCAUGUCAUUGUUGAGCUUCCAUCACCAUAUUUUCUCAAAAACUACUAGAGUAUUUGCUGCGAAUAAAAAAAAUAAUAAAAAUAAUAAAUAAAAUAAAUAAAGUAUUUUUCCGCGAAGCUGAGCAUUGCAUUCUAUGAAAAAGAAGUCCGUUCCAGAAGGUAUUCUUUACAUCUCUUCACUGAGGUUUGGAAUUCAAAUAUUUUUUCACAGUAUGUGAUUUCGAAUAUACAUUGCAUUCGCAAAAUGAUGUUAUUCCUUAAAAUCAAGUUUGGGCUUAUAGUAGUAUCGUCCAAUUCAUCGCAAGGGAUGCUAUUGCAUGAUUGUUCAGUAAUAUGGCAAUCCGUUCAAAAUACCAGGCUUGAUUCUAUCUUGAAUGCAUGAAGGUCUGAUGAGCUCCCUUUCGUAUUUAAAGCAGCAAAUACUCUAGUAGUUUUUGAGAAAAUAUGGUGAUGGAAGCUCAACAAUGACAUGCUGAAAUGAGACCGGCACUACCACCAUGUGAAAAACUCCAUUGAUUUUUGAGAUUUCAAGUUGCCCGUUCUCAGACUUUAAUUGCUCGGACAGCAAACGGUUCUAGGAGGUUGUGAGCUACAUCGGUAGGAAAAAUACCACAGUUUGGAGCGAUUCUGACGUGGUCCAAAAAACGGCCUUAUUGACACCCCUCCUUUAUUGACGUAUUUAUUGGGUAUCCAGGUUCCGUUUACGAUGCAAGAGUUUUAAAAAA
Molecule: messenger RNA, 2237 nt
Organism: Nylanderia fulva
Lineage: Eukaryota; Metazoa; Arthropoda; Insecta; Hymenoptera; Formicidae
Source: RefSeq, a predicted model, not a curated record